This is a messenger RNA of Neoarius graeffei (lesser salmon catfish), 551 nucleotides long. RefSeq names its product ubiquitin-ribosomal protein eL40 fusion protein. Bases 111 to 497 code for a protein of 128 amino acids. The record is from RefSeq and is a predicted model, not a curated record. Gene Ontology annotation, cellular component: nucleus; cytoplasm; ribosome. The transcript is spliced from 5 exons. Lineage: Eukaryota; Metazoa; Chordata; Actinopteri; Siluriformes; Ariidae. Gene Ontology annotation, molecular function: protein tag activity; ubiquitin protein ligase binding; structural constituent of ribosome. Gene Ontology annotation, biological process: translation; modification-dependent protein catabolic process; protein ubiquitination.
AAACGCAGGAUUUCACAAAAAGAUGUCAAGAUUAUGUGGAUUUUGAACCUCUUACCGAAAUCGAAGCAUGCUCGAGUUUGCAGUGAUCACUUGGUGAAAGUAAAGGAAAAAUGCAGAUCUUCGUGAAAACGUUGACCGGCAAAACCAUCACCCUCGAGGUAGAGCCCAGUGACACCAUUGAGAAUGUCAAAGCCAAGAUUCAAGACAAGGAAGGCAUCCCUCCUGACCAGCAGCGUCUGAUUUUCGCUGGCAAACAGUUGGAAGAUGGACGCACGCUGUCGGAUUAUAACAUUCAGAAAGAGUCCACCCUGCACCUGGUGCUGCGUUUGAGAGGAGGGAUCAUUGAGCCUUCCCUCAGGCAGCUGGCACAGAAAUACAACUGUGAGAAGAUGAUCUGCCGCAAAUGUUACGCCCGUCUUCAUCCUCGUGCCGUUAACUGCCGCAAGAAGAAGUGUGGACACACCAACAACCUGCGCCCCAAGAAGAAGCUGAAGUAAACUGUAGCAUGAGUGCGCUUGAAAGAUAUGAUUAACAAUAAAAUGUUAAAGAAA